AUAAAAUUAAAGAUGUUUUCAAUUGCAAAUAAGGUAUUUGGGAAGAGAUUUGCCAGGUCUUUCUCCACAGAGCCAGGAAUUCUUCAUAAAGUACUCAAUACUUUUGAUAAGUCAAGGCCGUCUUAUAAGAUGGCUACCUUUGACCCUGCUGUACAGUUGAAGGAUCAUCAUCCAAUCUCAGUUGCUGAUAAGGAACCGGAGUAUAAUGUUACUAAGCUAGCCAAUGGAUUUACAGUAGUGACCGAGAGUACUAUCUUCCCUGGACCUGUAAAUAUGUCUUUCUUGAUAGAUGUGGGAACCAGAGAUGAGACUGAAGAGACCAGUGGAUCAUGCCUUGCUUUGAACAAUACUUACCUCAAGACUCUAAAACAUACUAAUGAGACUGUCAAUUAUGGAAUGAUUCAAAUGAGUGGAGGAUCAAUGGGAAUGGACUUCGACCAAGAGAAGAUUUACUUCUCCGGUCAAUGCCUUGAAUAUGAUACCAUUGAUAUGUUCCAGAUGAUGGUAGACAUUGCUCUUGAGCCAAGAUCUGUCCUUGCAGCUAACGUUGCCAAGGCCAAAAAUAGGAAGAGCCACGAAUUAGCAGAGCAUCUUGGUCAUUUUGAUCCAUUCAUGAACAAUCAAGAAAUGCUUCUCAGAACCGCUUAUGGUCAACAAGGGCUUGGAAUGCCAAGACUUGGACUGAAGAAAAAUCUAGAAAAUAUUGAUGCAAGGGUAUUACAAAACUUUGUUAUGAGAAACAUUACUCCUGAAAAAUGUGUUAUUGCUGCUAACAAUGUUCAUGAUCAUCAAGAAUUUGUUGAUUUAUGUAAAGAAAGACUUGGAGAGUUCUAUCCUCUUCCAGAAAGUGAAUAUCAAAGAGAACCAACAAAGUACAUUGGAGGAGACUAUAGAACUUGGAGUGAGACUCCUUCUACUAACAUCACUGUUGCUUAUGAAUCAGUUCCAUGGAAUGACCCCAGAUCAACUGCAUUCUUUGUCAUGAAUACUUUGAUUGGAUCCGCACAAGCCUUCUCUGUUGGAGGCCCAGGUAAAGGAAUGUAUUGUAGAUCAAUUACUAACCUCAUGCAAAGAUAUGCCUUCGUAGAUGGAGCAGGAGCAGUCAACAAUAUUUUCACUGAUAGUGGACUCUUUGGAAUGCAGAUUGAAGGGCCAGCUUCUAACUCUCAAGAUUUGUUGUACUUAUGAUUGCAAGAACUCCACAGAUUAAGAGAACCAAUUCCAGACGAAGAAUUGAAUAGGGCUAAAAAUAUUUUGAAAAUGAACAUUCUUCAAAGCCUUGAAAGAGAUAUGGAUAGACUCGAAGAAAUGGCAAAGAAUUACAUGACAUUCGAGAAACUGACUUUCCACAAUUACCUUGAAGAGAUUGACAAGAUUACAUCCAAAGAUAUCAACUCCAUUGCAUCACAAAUGAUUGCUGGACUUCCUACUAUGGUUGUGACUGGGUCUGCAAUCAAUGUUGUUCCAUCUGUGACUGAUGUCCAGAAGAUGCUCAAUGGUUAAUCAUUCAAUAAGAUUACCUAAAAUA
This is a messenger RNA of Moneuplotes crassus, 1528 nucleotides long. The record is from the annotation of a GenBank genome assembly. NCBI's taxonomy places the organism in Eukaryota, Ciliophora, Spirotrichea, Euplotida, Euplotidae.